AUGUCUCGGGAAUCAGCUGGAUCUCUGCCCUCCUCUGUUCUCCUCCUAGCCGCCGUGUCUCUUGUCGCCAUCGUCGCAGCCGAGUCUCCAUACCGCUUCUUCGAUUGGAACGUCACCUACGGCGACAUUUACCCGCUCGGUGUCCGUCAACGAGGGAUCCUGAUCGACGGCGCAUUCCCGGGGCCGGACAUCCACUGCGUCACCAACGACAAUCUCAUUAUCAAUGUGCACAACAGCUUGAACGAGCCUUUCCUCCUCUCUUGGAAUGGGAUGCAGCAGAGGAGAAACUCAUUCGUGGAUGGUGUCUACGGCACCACGUGUCCGAUCCCGCCGGGCAAGAAUUACACCUACAUUCUCCAAGCUAAGGAUCAGAUUGGCAGCUUCUACUACUUCCCUUCGCUUGCCUUCCACAAGGCCGCUGGUGGGUUCGGCGGGAUCAGAAUCCUCAGCCGUCCCGGGAUUCCGGUGCCUUUCGCUGACCCCGCCGGCGACUACACCAUUCUCAUCGGAGAUUGGUACAAGUCCAAUCACACGGACUUGAGAGCCCGAUUGGAUGGAGGCCACAAGUUGCCUCUGGCAGAUGGCAUCCUCAUCAAUGGUCGUGGAUCUGGCUACGCCCUCACGGUCGAGCAAGGCAAGACCUAUAGGCUCAGGAUAUCCAACGUUGGGCUACAGAAUUCGGUCAACUUCCGCAUCCAAAACCACAAGAUGAAGCUGGUCGAAGUGGAAGGAACGCACACUCUCCAGACAACUUACUCUUCUCUUGACGUCCACCUCGGCCAAUCUUACUCCGUUUUGUUCACCGCCGACCAGCCAGGGCAAGACUAUUACAUCGUGGUGUCUUCCCGAUGGACAACUCCGAUCCUCACCACUACUGGUGUUCUGCACUACAGCAACUCCGCCGGCCCAGUUUCUGGCCCACCUCCAGGUGGCCCGACCGACCAGGUCGACUGGUCCCUCAACCAGGCCCGCUCCAUUAGGACUAAUCUAACGGCAAGUGGGCCGAGGCCGAACCCACAGGGCUCUUACCACUACGGCAUGAUCAACUUGACGAGGAGCAUCGUUCUAGCCAACUCAGCUGGUCAAGUGAACCGCAAGCAGAGAUACGCCGUCAACAGCGUGUCGUUUAUUCCAGCCGACACUCCUUUGAAGCUUGCAGACUACUUCAAAAUCCAGGGGGUUUUCAAGGAGAACAGCAUCUCCUCUAGGCCCACGGGCGGGGGCAUCUACCUCGACACCUCUGUUCUCACCACUGACUACAGAACGUUCAUCGAGAUCGUGUUCCAGAACAACGAGGAUAUUGUGCAGAGCUGGCAUCUAGAUGGUUACAGCUUCUGGGUCGUUGGUUUGGAUGGCGGGCAGUGGACGACUGCCAGUAGGAACCAGUACAAUCUGAGGGAUGCGGUUUCGAGAUCCACCACACAGGUGUAUCCCAAGUCAUGGACUGCAAUCUACAUUGCUCUAGACAACGUUGGAAUGUGGAACUUGAGGUCAGAGUACUGGGCGAGACAGUACCUCGGUCAACAGUUCUAUCUGAGGGUUUUCACAACGUCGACUUCACUGAGGGACGAGUACCCAAUCCCCAAGAAUGCACUCCUUUGCGGCAGAGCUGCCGGCCGGCACACACGGCCGAUGUAA
Molecule: messenger RNA, 1638 nt
Organism: Linum trigynum
Lineage: Eukaryota; Viridiplantae; Streptophyta; Magnoliopsida; Malpighiales; Linaceae
Source: the annotation of a GenBank genome assembly